AUGGCAGCAGACGAAGGUGUACUGGGUGGCAUCCUUGCGGGCAUCGUCCAGCAGCUGCGUGACACCAAAAUGCCAUUUGGUUAUCCAGAGAAGAUGACCAAGAUAUAUGAACUGGCCUGGCUGCUGCAGCCCUCAAUUGAGCACGCCCCGGACUACCACACCUUUGUGCCCCUGUCAAACGUCGUCAUCCUGCCGGAGAUGCAAAAGAAGGCCAAGGCGGGGCGGUACCUCUCGCUGGAGCAUUUCAGGGCCGACCUGUAUCAGCUGCACACCAAUGCCGUGGCGUACAACUCUCCUGGCGACGGCGGCGGCUUCGGCGAUCCAUGUGCGCUCGCGCUGAGCCAGCGGCACGGGCGAUUGUGCAUCUUGCUGUUCUUUGUCUCAGCUGCUGGAACAAUGGGGCUGAACUGCCACCGCCGCAUGCUGGGUGCAGAAUUUAUCAAGCUUGCUGCCAGGCUGCUGGAGGAUGCGCGGGUGCUGAUUGCAGCGCACCUGCCAGAAAUCCAAGCGGCAGAGGCACGGAUUGCACCCAGGGCAUCCACCACCAGGAUGUGA
Molecule: messenger RNA, 555 nt
Organism: Chlorella variabilis
Lineage: Eukaryota; Viridiplantae; Chlorophyta; Trebouxiophyceae; Chlorellales; Chlorellaceae
Exons: 4
Coding region: 1-555 (184 amino acids)
Molecular function (GO): protein binding
Source: RefSeq, a predicted model, not a curated record